UGCGGGACUUCAUCAAGGGAUCCUGCAAAAACUUCUUACUAUUGUUCUCUGAGCACAUUAUGGGUAUGUCAACUGACAUGACUCCCAGAUAUAUAUCUGUGAAUCCAUCUGGACAGAUGACUUAUGUUUUAGAAACUAGCAGCAUCAACUUAGCUCAAGUUCAGUUAGCUGUUCCCGCUUCCGAAAUAGUAUUGAUUCAAGACGAAAAUAAGUCACUCAAUUUAUGUGAUAACCCUGUUCUAGUUGCAGACGUCAAUUCAGAUAACGUCAGCUGGUUAGGAAAUAAUGUGAUAGUCUUAGUCUCACAGCCACAAGAAUAUGUUGUGGUCGAACAGGAAGUUGUGGUAGAUUCUAAUGUUGCACAGUCUUGGCAGGUUGGUGAAGCAGCUGGGGUCACUGCCUCCCCGACUACGGAAAAUGUGACUGUCAAAAAUGAGAAUUUCGAAUCUGAAAUAGCUAUUGAAGAUGAAACCUCCACGACCGUGGAAGAUGCCAAAUGUUGGUUUCGUGAUUCUCUUAUUACAACUGCAGCACUUUCUACUCUAGCAACAUAUGUUCAGUCUAAUGGAACAACAUCAAAAAGCGGUUGA
Molecule: messenger RNA, 590 nt
Organism: Uloborus diversus
Lineage: Eukaryota; Metazoa; Arthropoda; Arachnida; Araneae; Uloboridae
Source: RefSeq, a predicted model, not a curated record